CUCACACUCCAUAGUUCAGCCACGGUCCAGAGAGCCAGAGAGCUCUGGGCCACAUACGCUCUCUGGUCAAAUCCUCGAGCUUUCCCGUCUGUGCUAUGAACUAUUAGCCGCCAUCAAUGAAGAGCCACAAUACGACACGGCACUGGGGAUCCUCCACGGCUCGCUCACGCUUCUUCCAAAGGUCACUGACCUCUGAGAAAGACCUGAUCCAGUUUGACUUGUGUUUGUCAGAGACUCUCUGUCAGAUGAGCACCUUUGAGAAGUGAGGAGAUGGCCACCGCGUACAGACUCUGUGUGGGAAUAGUAACAGCGCUGGCCGUAUGCAAAUACAGCCUGGCAGAGUGGAAUGCCACCGAGGAGCCUGCUGUGCAGAACUGUCAUCGCCAUGGUGACGGAGACAAUUGCACAGUUUCUCCAACAGACGCGACAGAUACAACGGACACGGAUCAGUGGAGCGGCCACUUCUCAAGUUGCCCUGAGGAACUGCUCCACUACUGCAUCCACGGGGAGUGUCGCUACGUAGAAGAACAAAAGACGCAAUCGUGCAGGUGUCACCACGGUUACGUCGGCAGCAGGUGUGAAUAUGUGGACCUGGGCCCGCGGAUAGCAGAUCCACGACAAAUCAUAAUCGUCUGCAUCAUUGCAGGGCUUGUAAUGAUCAUUCUCCUCAUUGUUUUCGUCUGCAUCUGUUCACAUCGUAGGUGCAGAUUGUGUCGGAGGAGGGGAAGGCGGAGGGAAGAGCCCAGGAACGGGACGGAGAAGCUGAGGAUGAUGGACACCGGCGCAGCGCACGCCGCCUCGACACCAGACGCAGCAGAGGCCCCGCAUACCAACUCUGUGUGAGAGCCAUGCGCGAGCACUGUCCAGAACACUUGGAAUUGUUUAUACCGGAGGGACAGCUGCUGGAUUUUGUAUCACAGCGACAGAAGUGAGCUGUAGGAGGAGGAGGAGGAGGAGGUCCCUGUGCAGCACUCCCUCAAAGGACGGACGCCUCUGGAUAAAAGUGUGUGCCUACUUUCAAAGGGACGUGUGUCUCACGCGAACCUUCAACGAAGCCCCAGAACAAACUAGGCCUUCCGAGGAUUUAUGAUAAACACAACUCGGAGGAGAGCAGCUCAUGUGCCGGCACACAUGACUCUUGUUGCUAUGUUUGGGGGGGAAAAAAAAAAAAAAAAGCUGUGAGAGCAGUUGGCAGCCGGUGAUAACAGCUGAUCGGGUUGACCAGUUCUUGGUGUGCGUGGGAGAACCGUGGACUCUGAAAGACGAGAGGAAAGGGACUCCACGGUCGUGUAAAUAAACCGCAGAGAUUCGCUAUCGUCGAAGCACAAGCAGCCACCGUUUCUCUGUGUCCUCCUCCUUCAUUCACUGCUGCUUUGGUGUCAUUUCAAACGUGCACAGUAUUUCACUAUAUAUGCACCAUAAUUAUCAGCUCACAGAGACGUGGCCACGCGAAAACCCGCACACAGAAUGUUGUUACUAACCUAUGCUAGCAAUGCAAGUGGAACCUCAUGUCAAAGGUAGCAGGUCUGGACUCCGGGUUUAGAAGGAGGACAAGGAGAACUUGUGCUCCGGGGGCUUUUUUGAUCUGUGUAUUUGGAGCCGAGCGGCCUCCGAGCUUCGGGGGCAGAACAGCUGAGCCUGUGUGUCGAGGCUCAGGCCGAGGUGAAAGUGCUCCACUGUACGACGCAGUUUCCAAGUUUUUUUUUUUUUUUUUUAAGUUUUUUUAAAUGCCUGUCUGUAUGUGUGUUAACUAUAAAUGUAGUACGAGGGGGGAGUUCAGGACAGAGCCAGUGAAGUGUUUUUGUGUCACCCAUCAAUAAAUACUGUGUGUCUGUGUG
This is a messenger RNA of Mugil cephalus (flathead mullet), 1838 nucleotides long. RefSeq names its product betacellulin, epidermal growth factor family member (gene btc). NCBI's taxonomy places the organism in Eukaryota, Metazoa, Chordata, Actinopteri, Mugiliformes, Mugilidae. The transcript is spliced from 5 exons. The record is from RefSeq and is a predicted model, not a curated record. Gene Ontology annotation, biological process: positive regulation of cell population proliferation; positive regulation of mitotic nuclear division; epidermal growth factor receptor signaling pathway. The coding region runs from base 271 to 843 and encodes 190 amino acids.